Messenger RNA from Auanema sp. JU1783, 197 nucleotides. NCBI's taxonomy places the organism in Eukaryota, Metazoa, Nematoda, Chromadorea, Rhabditida, Rhabditidae. The record is from the annotation of a GenBank genome assembly.
AUGUUUCAGGAAUUUGGUAUUACGCUCGAUCCUGAAGAGGUAUUCAAACGUUUCAAGGGUGUAAAACUGUACGAAAUUAUCGAUAUUGUUUCCCUUGAACAUGGUGUUACGUUAGCGAAAACAGAAGCUGAACACGUUUACCGUGCAGAAGUCGCUCGGCUGUUCGAUUCAGAACUGGAAGCCAUCGAAGGGGCUGG